AUGGCACACGCGCUGCUAAGCGUUGAGGACGACGCGCAGGGACUGAUCAAUUACUUUGGGGCGCUGACCUAUACGGUGCAGCUGUACCGGAACUCGGAGACAGAGACGCAACAGGCAGCGCUGUUGGAAGGCAAUCUGGUGCACUUUGCGCGGCUGCUGGGAACGUACCUGGCCGCGCCGGAGAAAAGGUUCCUGCAGGUACUGCGUAAGUUGAUGUCGAACCUGGCGCGCCUGUUCAUAAAGGUGAAUCAGAAGACCGCCGGCAGCGGGGACCCGACGUGGAAGAACCCCGUGCACACCAUUCUGUUUUUGCUGCACGCAUACAGGCAAGGCGAUCGCUCGCGGUGGCAUUUGGGAGACGCGCAGUUGUCGGAGACGGUGCGGGCAUCCCUACACGUGGAGAUUCCAUUCGAAGAAUUGAUCGGGUUCCUCGAUAGCAGCGCAGAGCUGAAUAGGCAGAUGCUGCUGUGUGUGCGCGUUCUCGCGGAGGAUCUGACGAGCGAGCAGUCCCGGCGCUCUCCGCUGCACGACGUCAACGCCCUGGUACGCAAGCAUCUCUACAUCACAGCCAUGGCGAUGAUCAAUCACACACUUGAGCAGAGCAUGCUGCCCGAGAACUGCCUCUAUGCAGCAGCAGAAACGGUUGUCUUCGAAGCUAUUACGGCCUGGAUUGAAUAUGUCUCAUUAGUUCGCACUAACUCGCCGGACUAUAUGGAUCUCACUGAUCUGUUCGAGCACCUAAUAAGACUCAUGUGCAUCAGCUGCGAUGGCAGUUUCCCGUUCGCAGACACAGUGAUCAGAAUACUGUCAUCCGUGCUAUCUCACCACCCCGAGUUGAUGAACGUCGAUCUACGUGUGCAGCUCGAGUCGAUAUUCUUGGGCGUCACACGGUCCGAUGACCAGCAAGUAUCCCGCCAGAGUCACGAGUGGAUGUUGCUCUAUAUGAACCACCUCGUGGCCGCAGGCGCCUACGACGGCCUGAGUGACCUGGCCACGUGCGUUGUGGGUUUCCUGAACUUGAACUGUCUAGACAUCUCCAGCAGGUUAUUCACCCGCGCCCACAACGAUACAUCGCAAAUUCAGCAGUACAUAAAAGUCUUGCUUCAAUUGACCAACUUCCCAGCCGCACCUGUGUUGCAGGAGGUGUACUCUGUUCAUAUGACCACUUUUUGGCAAGAUCUUUGCGACUCCUACUAUGGAUUAUCCGCUGACGUCUUACGUCCAGACGGCCCUGCAAUUGCGGAGGACGUGUUCGGCCAGCUGGUAGACAUAUACUUGCCCAAGGUGAGCCUGAUUAACAAAUUAAAGAUUAUCGAUGGAACUAUUGGCGAUGCGGAGCAAACACGCGGUAGUAUCUCCAAAUUCGAGUACUUCAGAAACGAAGUAGCCACCUUAGUAGCACAGUCCUGGAUGAUACUGGGUAACUCAAAGCUGACGAACCAGCUGAUCCUAAAAGUAUGCGAGCAACAGCGUCAAUCAGGAUCUGUAGACCUUUUCCAGGUCGAAUGCAUGGCCUUCUUGCUGGAGCGAUUACUAGAAGGCGUAGACCUGGAGGAAACACCCCAGCUUUGCGAACUCAUCCGAGAGUCGGAGCUCAUGGAGUACAUAAUGUACUUGUUGAAUGCCGGUUGCAAGCAGCAUAUGCAUACAGAAGGGUUGGAGAAACUGAAGCUGCAGUUCGUUGACACGGGUAGCGCUUUGUUACGUAACUUACUAACUUACUUUAAGGUUAACCAAGAUUCCCUUAUUCAUGUGGUGGGUAACAUAUUUAGCUGCAUGGCAGAGUGCUCCCGUUUUAAUUCCCCCGACGACACCAACGACAUUGAAGCCUCGUUAAUGCAGACGUUCACCGCUCUUUGCAAUCAGUGCCGACAUGAGAUGGUACCGCUCUUCCCAUCGCUGCUGGGUAUAAUGGAACAGAUGCUAUCCCCAGCCUCCAAUACAUCGAAAUCUGUUCGCCGCGACAUGGUUCGCUCGGUAUCAUUCAUCAUCCAGGCAGGCAGUAGCCAAGACCCUAUUUCGCUCGGAAAGGAUAUCAACAACAUGCUGGACCUGUUCUGUGCUACCACAGAUGUCGCCGACAAGAAGAGCACCAACGCCCUGCUGACAUACAUUCUCGAGCUUGGCCAAGGCCUUGAGGACUGCUCCGGGGGCGGCAUAGACGUUGCAGGGCACAAGGUUCUCGAGAAACAUGUACAGGCAGACCUGCAGCAGAUCCACGACAAGGUGCUCUCAGUUAUCUAUGCUGGCUGCAAGCAGCACAACGGCGACACCAACCUUAUUCAGACAAGCUGUCUCAUCCUCGGCCUGAACGUGCAGUCCAAGCCCCCACACCUUUUUCGCUUUACCGUCCCGCAGAUUCUGGACUUCCUCUUCGCACAGCUGGCGCUUUGCAACCUCGGAGCCUGUCUGCCCCACAUGAUCCGCCUAUUGGAGCGGCUGCUCGUCCACCAGCUAGACGCCUUCUCCCAGGAGCAGUUUGACCACCUGCUCUUGAGCUUCUUCGUUCAGCACUACGCGUUGAUCGCUGAGGACCCCGAUCUCAUCCAUAGCAUGGGCACGUUCUUCGUCACCGCUCUGCAGAAGAAACCCGCCUUCGUCCUCCGCUCCGCCCACAUGCAUAGCUUCGUGUUGCCGCGCUUCCUCGACUACAUCGCCGCCCAGGAGAGCCUCACCAUCCGUGCAGCGGUCCGCUUCUGGUCGCUCUUCCUCAAGAACCGCUAUCUGCCGGAUGAUCGCGCGGCGGUUACCGCUUGCAUGUCCCUGAUCGGCCCACAGCUCGUCUCCAAUACAAUGCGCGCGCUUUUCCACGUCCGCCGCUCCGAAAUCAACUCCUAUACCGACAUUCUGCGCGCCCUUGUCGCCUCCUACCCGAUUCAGACCAAGGCCUGGCUCUCUGCCACCAUGGCCAAACUCGACGGUCGCCCGGAAGUCCAUGCCCGCUUCAUUGAGAGCAUUCUCGUCACUCGGGGCUCCCACGCUGCGUCGCGCGUCGUCCAGACCUGGUGGCUCGCGUGCAACGGCCUCCCGCGCAUGGACUGA
Messenger RNA from Eremothecium gossypii ATCC 10895, 3042 nucleotides. RefSeq names its product Kap122p (gene KAP122). The record is from RefSeq and is marked provisional. Gene Ontology annotation, biological process: protein import into nucleus. The transcript has a single exon. Lineage: Eukaryota; Fungi; Ascomycota; Saccharomycetes; Saccharomycetales; Saccharomycetaceae. Gene Ontology annotation, cellular component: cytoplasm; nuclear membrane. The coding region runs from base 1 to 3042 and encodes 1013 amino acids.